Odontomachus brunneus is the source of this 1262-nucleotide messenger RNA. RefSeq lists its product as uncharacterized. Bases 342 to 605 code for a protein of 87 amino acids. NCBI's taxonomy places the organism in Eukaryota, Metazoa, Arthropoda, Insecta, Hymenoptera, Formicidae. The record is from RefSeq and is a predicted model, not a curated record. The transcript is spliced from 2 exons.
CGGAAGCAGACGGAUCGGCACGUAGUAAACGCUACACGUCGCAGUCUAUACUCGUUCGCCAGCGCGAACUCGCGCAUUCCGCGCGCGCGGUCGUUGCGACGGUAGGGAAAAUGCGGUGGGAGGAAAAGCAUGCAAGUCGUUUGUGAACUCCCUUUACGGGCAACCGCGGGUAUUACCGGGCACUACGGCGGACGCGCUACGUCACAUACGCAGUUACACGUCGCCGAGUAACUCGCAGACAUCUGCCGAGCCAACGCCGGAAGUUUGGGGGAUUUGGUAGCGCCGCGCCGCUCUGCACCCAUCCGGCCACCUUUUAACGGGCGUUUUAGGAUGCCCGUGGAAUGGGAUAUUCCGCGUUGGUAUCCGGGGGCUCAUCAGAAUCCAUCAUUUACGGCCGAAUUUCGAGCACCGUGGGCGACCCUGCACGCGCACGUUGCUUUAUGUGUCGCACGAGACCGCCGGAAUUUUAUUAUUCAGCGAUGACUCUUCCGGUGGCAGCUCUAUCCUGCUUGUAUUGGAACUGCUACUGCGUAAUAUGUGAGUACCCCAAGUACGUGGGGUUCGAAGCAAGUGAAACAACCGUUGUGACGCCGGGUGUCUCAUAAAUCGUCUCUUCAGCUGCUGUCAGAUUCCCGUGCAGAUUCGUAAAUAAUCGCAAUCAUAACUAUUCCGUGCAGGCCAAUGAUGCUAGAAUAGAGAUGCGGGCCCGUCUACAUUAUGGUGGAGGAGAUAACACAAUCGAGAAUCGUGUACAUGUACGCUUCGACUAAUUUCGGAUAAUAGAAGAGAACAUGUUGUUCCUUUUUUCUGUUUCGUUUUUACCAAGUUGGCAACAAAGGCCGCGUUGCUUGCUUCUUAUCACAUGCGACAGCUUUAAACGUUUCUCCUUGUAACACACGCUUGUAACACGCGACCUGUAACACACGCUUUAAAUGUUUCUACUUGUAACACACGCUUGUAAUACUUGCGACUUGUAACGCGGUGAUUUUCAAUCUAUCUUUCAUGUCAAACGAGAGAGAGAGAGAGAGAGAGAGAGAGAGAGAGAGAGAGAGAGAGAGAAAUCCUUGAAUCUCCAUUAUUAAUAUCAUUCUCGCAUAUAAUUUACAUUAGUUACGACAUAUAUAUCGUUAGAUAAAUGUAUGUGUGUACCGAAAAAAACAAUUACGCGCUGUCGCGCGUAAUCAGAAACAAAUAACGCAACUUUUGUUGUCAGUUCAAUAAAAAUAAAAGGAAACAGUAUCUAUAUUUUUUUACUAUCUAAA